Molecule: messenger RNA, 1704 nt
Organism: Sungouiella intermedia
Lineage: Eukaryota; Fungi; Ascomycota; Pichiomycetes; Serinales; Metschnikowiaceae
Source: the annotation of a GenBank genome assembly
AUGUCAGACCUCAAUACUAAUCGGCAAUCGAGAAGGGCUCGUGUGAUGGCGUCAUUAUAUGAUUACUCAACUAGUAUCGCUGAAAGCAAGGCUGGAUCGAACCGAGGGUUAGCAGCAGGCACAGCAGCCUCUUUUCUUGCUUUGGGAUUAGAGCAGAUGGAAAAGAAGAAUAGAGAGAGUCUCGAACAAGAUUAUGAGUUUACGGAGGCGGAGGUAGAGGCCGUGCAAAAUAUGGCGCUGUCAGCUGAGGAAUACCAGAAAAGCAAGGAGAAGUUUCACUUCAUGGAUAGGUUCAUGGAAAAGAUGGUGCAACAUACUAUGAAUGAGGGAUCUGCGGAUGCAGAGGAGCUUUCCCAAAGGUUGCACGAUCCAUCUAGAAGCAAGAAAGCUCCUUUAUCGCUCAUAUUGUUGACAUCUAACAUGAAAAGAUUAAGUGCUAAGAUGGGUGUGGUCUUCAAAGUCCAGUACGGUUUAGUCCACAUACUCACGUGGAAGAGACCAACCAAGACAUUGUGUGUGUUGGUGUUCUACACAGCUGUCUGUUUGUGGCCUCAUUUGGUAGUUGCAUUGCCGUUAUUGGUACUUCUUUUCGGCAUUAUUCUUCCAGCAUACAUACAUAGACAUCCUAUGGAUACUCCCGAACUCAUCAAGGUGCCUAGAAGAGGCCAGUCUUUCUUAGACUUUCUCAAUGAGUCAAACGACAGAAGUGUGAUCAUGGACAUGAUUGAUGAGCCCAUGUCAGAGGAAGACUCAUUGUCUCAGACAUAUUCAACUUCUUCUGGGUCUUUUCAUGCUACAAAAAAGCCACAGUCUGCUUCCUCUAUUGCACUGCAAACUUUAGAUGUUGCAGAAGAGGUUCAGACGUCAGAGAAGGCCAAGAUUGUCAAGAAAAAUGUAUCUUUGCUCAUGAAUAUGCGUGAUUUGCAGAACCUAACAACCGACCUUCUCAACUCCAUUGAUCAAGGCGAAAAAAUGUCAACUGAUUUAGUUGGAUUUAAGGAUGAGCGUCUCACCACAUUCAUCUUCUACGUUCUUAUUGCAGUCACAUCGGUUGUACUAUUUUUUGGUAAGUACAUACCUUGGAGAAUGAUAUUUAUUCUGUCUGGAUGGGUGUUUAUGCUAUUAUGUCAUCCGAAGGCCAAGAAGUACCUUGUGACAUUGAGUAAUAACAACAAGAAAGGCAAGCCUGUGGCGGAAGUUACCGAAGAGGAUGCCGACAGUGAAGAGGAAGUGGGAGAUAAGAAACUCAAGUUGCCAUUCGAAUCAUUCGACAGACAUGAUAUUAUCGUUGAUGACAAGCCUGAGGUACGCGUAGUGGAAAUCUAUGAGCUACAGAAGAGAGAUCUCUUCAAACAUGAGUGGAAUUUGUACGCAUACACUAAACGUCUUUUCGAUUUCAAGGACACCGUUCGAGUUUCCGGAAAACUUCCGCACGGUGUGGACGCACUUACUAAAGUGCACCCACCUCCUGAGUGGAAAUAUGACUUUGGAUAUGCCAACAACUGGCGCAUUGAUCAGAAACCACUCGAAUUCUUGCUUGCACGCGGCAUUGAUCAGGAACACUUGAGUUGCCGGGAUGAUACAGAAGGGUGGAUUUACGAUGACUUGCCUGUUGAUCAGGACUCCACGGCCGAAUUCAGACGCCGCAGACUCUUUCGCGAAUGUUAUCGGUAUUCUAGACCACCACGGAAGGUAACGUUGUGA